This is a messenger RNA of Betta splendens (Siamese fighting fish), 3401 nucleotides long. RefSeq names its product ST14 transmembrane serine protease matriptase b (gene st14b). Gene Ontology annotation, molecular function: protein binding; serine-type endopeptidase activity. The coding region runs from base 528 to 3050 and encodes 840 amino acids. The transcript is spliced from 19 exons. Lineage: Eukaryota; Metazoa; Chordata; Actinopteri; Anabantiformes; Osphronemidae. Gene Ontology annotation, biological process: proteolysis; acrosome reaction. The record is from RefSeq and is a predicted model, not a curated record.
GUUAACAUGACGUAAUGCGGAGUUCAGGAGGCCGACGGUCCGGUGGUGGGAACGGUCUUUCAGUCUUGAGGUGCACGCAGUCCCGAACCGUGGGCACCGCGAUGCAGCGGGCUCUCAGCGCUUGGCGAGGAUGCUGUGAUCGUACAAACGCGGCCGCUGCAGCUCGAGCAUCGCACGCGGUGGCGUGUCUGGGAUCGGUUGCAUUCAGGCGCGGCGGCUUCGUGCGGUGGCUUAUGGGAAGUCAGUUCAGGCGUCCACCUGCAGCGUUUAUUACUCCGCCGUUGAUGUCCGUUUCCUUGUUGACGACAGUGUCUCAGUCGUCGUUAGAACCAGACAGGGAACCGGUGCCGGUACCGAUGCUCACUUAGAAAGCGAGCAUUGACUUCCAGACGUUCUCAGAGCCGGUGGUCGUCGCUUCUCUGUGCGGGACACACCUGGAGGAGUCACCUGUCGUCCCGCCUCGGCCUCAUGACAUCGCACCGAACCGAGACAUAAACUCCGACGGAAUAAACGGACCCACAGACACCAUGGAUUCAUUGCAUUCAGGAGAGAAGUUCAGUCCGAAACAGAACCACGAAUGUGAGGAGACGUUCCUUCCAGCCUCAGACCCCAAGCAUCUGGAGAAGAAGCCGGGCCGCAGGAAGCACCUGGGGAUCGUAGUGGGCCUGCUGGUUCUGGCAGCGGGUCUGGGUCUGCUCAUCGGACUGCUGGUCUGGCACUUCCACUUUCGCAGUGAGUUGCGAGUCAGGCGCGUUUACGUGGGGGCUCUGGGAAUCCGUGAGCUCCGUUUCCAGCCGGCGUUUGAAGACUCCAGCAGCUCCCAGUUCAGUAACCUGGCUCUUGUGGUCGGGCAGCAGCUCAGUCAGCUUUACUCCAAGAAGUCGGUGCUGGCCCAGUUCUUCAAAGGCUCCACAGUCCAGGCCUUCAGUGAGGACGAUGGAGGCGGCAGCGGCGUGGUGGCGUACUACCAGUCUGAGUUCAGCGUCCCCGUCGCUCAGCAGGAGGCGCUGGACCAAGCCAUCGAUUCUCUGGAGUCGUCCACAGAAAGCCUGAAGGCAGGGAAGGGGCGAACGCUGGGCAGACGCCUCGGCGCCGGCAGCGUGGUCUCAGCUGUAGAUUCACGAAUGACACGGAAAUCAUUAGUCAGGACGUCCUCCAGCCUCCGCGCCAGCGAGGCAGGGACGCUCCAGUCUCCGGGCUUUCCAGACACCCCGUACCCCCCCAACAGCUACCUGGAGUGGAGGCUGCGGGCCGACCCCGGCCACCGGGUCCAGCUGGACUUCCACACCCUGAUCCUGGAGGACGACUGUCAGCAAGACUUCAUCAAAGUCUACGACUCUCUGGCGCCUAUCGAGCAGCGAGCGCUGACAGAACAGUGUGGAUAUCCUCACAGCUCAUUGUCCUUUCUGUCCUCUGGAAGUGUCAUGUUGUUGACGCUGGUCACUAGUGACAAGAAGAACUUCCCUGGUUUCAGGGCCAACUACUCCCAGAUCCCUCUGACCGAGCUCAAUUGUGGAGGGACGCUCACUGCAGACAGAGGCUUCAUCUCCUCACCUUACUUCCCAGUCUCCUAUCCCCCAAGCACCACCUGCACCUGGACCAUCGAGGUCUCUGAGGAAAAGUUCGUAAAAGUUAACUUCAACAAGUUUGUGGUUGGAAAGGAAAGCGCUCAGUGUCCUAAUGACUACGUGGAGGUCAACGAGCAGAGACUCUGUGGCAGCACCCUGAGAAGCAAAGUGAUCACCUCCCACAGCAACAAGAUGACCGUCACCUUUCAGUCCGACUCGUCCUACGUUGACCAGGGUUUUAUGGCCGAGUACGAAGCCUUCGUCCCGACCAAUCCUUGUCCAGGAAGGUUUCAGUGCAGCAACAACCUGUGUCUCAACAACGACCUGCACUGCGACGGCUGGAACGACUGUGGAGAUGGAAGUGACGAGUUCAACUGCACGUGUGGAGCUUCUCAGCUGAGGUGCAGGAACGGUCACUGCAAACCAAGGUUCUGGCAAUGCAACGGCAUCGACGACUGUGGCGACAACACUGACGAGGAGAACUGUGGAAACUGCAAACCUGGAGAGUUUCCCUGCAGAAACGGUCGCUGUGUCUCCAAGACGUUGAAGUGCGAUGGACAAGACAACUGCUGGGAUGGAUCAGAUGAGUCUAAAUGUGACCGAUCUCUGGUGCUGCAGCAGUGCACUGACUUCACCUUCCGCUGCCGGGACGGACGCUGCAUCAGCAAGCUGAACCCAGAGUGUGACGGACAGAUGGACUGCGAGGACGGCUCCGAUGAGAACAACUGCAGAUGUGGGCUGACGCCGUACCGCAGCUCUCGCAUCGUGGGAGGCCAAGCAUCGCAGGAAGGCGAGUGGCCCUGGCAGGUCAGCCUCCACAUCCGGGGCACGGGACACGUGUGUGGGGCGUCUGUGCUGAGCGAGCGCUGGCUGCUGACCGCCGCCCACUGCGUCCACGACACCAGCGCUAACAAGUACUCGCAGGCCGACCUGUGGCAGGCCUUCCUGGGCCUGCACACACAGGGUCAGACCAACGAGUGGACGGUGCGUAGGAACAUCAAGAGGAUCAUCCGCCACCAGGACUACGACCCGGUCACCUAUGACCACGAUGUUGCCCUGAUGGAGCUGGACUCUGACGUCAGCCUCAACCAGUACAUCUGGCCCAUCUGUCUGCCCUCCGCCACCUACGACUUCCCCGCAGGCCAAGAUGCGUGGAUCACUGGCUGGGGAGCCAUCAGAGAAGGAGGCUCUGCUGCCACUGUCCUGCAGAAGGCAGAGGUUCGGAUCAUCAACAGCACCGUGUGCAACAGUCUGCUGAGUGACGAAAUCACAGACAACAUGCUGUGUGCCGGAGUCCUGAAAGGAGGUGUGGACGCGUGUCAGGGAGAUUCCGGGGGACCCCUGUCCGUCAGCACCGCCGGGCGGGCCUUCCUGGCCGGUGUUGUGAGCUGGGGCGAUGGCUGUGGGCGGCGGAACAGACCUGGCGUCUACACCAGAAUCACCAAAUACCGCGGCUGGAUUCAAGAACAGAGCGGAGUGUAGCUGCAGGCUCCGCCUCCCAGAGGCUCAGACGCCGGAAUCAUCCACAUAAUCUGCUUUGGUGAUUGAUCAGAGUCAACGAUGCUGAACUGUCCCAGCCUGAAACGUCAGCUGAUGUCAUUCUUAUUUUUUAGACAGAGAUGUUUUAUUCACAUUUCUAAACAAAGAGUUUCUCAUGUCUUGUAAGUUGUGCCAAGCUUCAGGGAUUCAAGAUGGGUUGAUGUAAAAAUCAGUCUUCAUUCAUUCAGUUUGUACUCUCAUCUUAUUUCUUGUUGAAUCUGUUUGACUUUGAUUUGCAUCCUGUAACCAGCUGAAUUUCAUAUCUUUAACAUUAAUCACAUUUAUGUAAAAUCA